AUGAUAGGUGGUGAAGGUCUGGAAAUGAUAUCUUCAUCCCUCUCUUCUUCCUCUGCUUCUCCAGGUGGUGGUGGUGCUGCUGGUGCUACUAGUCCUGCUAGUGCUAUCCAAGUUGCGAAGGGUGAACAAGAUUCAGCAACAUCACUAGCCUCAUCGUCUUCCCUACAACACCAGGCACCAUAUCACUCACGAUCUCAGCGACAGAUACUGAGGAAUAGCAGAAGGAAAACCCGAUAUAGUCAUCAAACUCCUCUUUCUGAAAAAAUAUUCUUAGGAGGUGGGAAUAGCAGAGCCGGAGGUGGACCACUAGGUAGCGGAG
This is a messenger RNA of Amoebophrya sp. A25, 319 nucleotides long. The record is from the annotation of a GenBank genome assembly. NCBI's taxonomy places the organism in Eukaryota, Dinophyceae, Syndiniales, Amoebophryaceae.